CUUCUGAUUCGAUGGGGGCGUUCACGUGAUCAGUUUGCCACUCUUUCCCUCAGAGGCUCUCAUGUAUUGUAAACAAAAAUGGCGUCAGCUUUGGAGAACUUGGAAGCUCAAUUAGAACUCUUUAUCGAGAACGUACGGCAAAUACGCAUUAUAGUGAGCGAUUUUCAACCGCAAGGGCAAAAUGUAUUGAAUCAAAAGAUUCAAGGCUUAGUCAAUGGCUUACAGGAAAUUGACAAGCUGAAGUCUCAGGUACAAGAUGUUCAUGUGCCACUGGAGGUGUUUGAUUAUAUUGAUCAAGGGAGAAAUCCGCAAUUAUAUACCAAAGACUGCAUAGAGAAAGCUCUGACCAAGAAUGAACAAGUGAAAGGAAAAAUCGACGCUUAUAGGAAAUUUAAAGCGAACAUGCUGGUGGAACUGAAUCGAGUUUUCCCAAAUGAACUAACCAAAUACAGAGCUAUUCGUGGAGAUGAGUAGAAUAAUCUAGUUUUAAGUAUCAGAUUUUGACAAACAAAUGUUUUUGCAAACAAUAUUGCAUGUUAUAAUUUAUGUGUAAUUUAUAAUUUCAAAAUUUAUAGUUUUUAUAAUUUUAAAAUUUAUUAAUUCUAGAACACUAUUAUGUAUGUAAAUUGGCAGUCUGCAGAUUGAAUUUGAUUUGUCUUUUUAUUCUUUCUUUCAAGUUAAUAAAAGUUAAGGUCAAAGAUCUAGGUCAUAUUUUAUAAAUAUUAUAAAUAUAUGUUAUUACAUUACCUCAUAAGUAUCAUUCAAUGACAAUAGCGUUCUAGGAUUAAAAAAUGUACUACAUGUGCAUAAUUAUUUUCUUGUAGAUGUACAAUAUCAAAUGUAAAAGGACUGAUUAUUAUUGCUAUUAUAUCCUUCAAUAAUCAAAGACAGUCUCUAGCCAAUAUCAGAGAGCUGUAUAUAAAAAGAAAAAUCAUAGCGCCGUCAAUAGAGAAUAAUCUGGCGAUGAGCUUUUUUUUUAUUUUUUUAAAUUUUAGAUAAGCAAGUUAUAGAUUUAUACAAAUAGGACUAACGAGCGAGCGGGCAAACCAAGUGUAGCGCGAAUCGAUCUUUGCAUCUACAGAGGACUGCCUCUUUUACAUUCUUUUUUUUGGGGGGAGGGGGGGUCGACUCACAAAGCUCUGUCGAGGUAAUCGAGGUAAUCGGUUUCUAACAGCGAAUUUGAAUGGUCAGGUGCAAAUUAAAGCACAUACUAAAAAGGUUGCUGUACACAAAUUGAAAUAAAAAAAUGUGCGUGUGUGUGUACGCGACUUAACAAAGGAGAUUGUUUACGCGCGCAAUCUAUGCAGUGCACAUGGCGUUUUUUUUUUUGUUCACAGAUAAAUAAGAUGUUGAACAUCUCGGUCUCGCACUGGUCGCCACUAGUGCGAGGCUUCGUUUUUUGUUCUAACUAUUGAAGCGCAGUUUUCACAUCUUUGCUCUUCACAAACUUCAGUAUUAAGCAACACUGUCUCAUCGUUCAUAGAAGGGCAAUUCUUGAUCAGCUUGUGAAUCUGAUGGCUUGAUAUUACGCGCCAAUUUCCAUAAUAAAUAUACCAUCGGUAUGAUCGAUUUAAAUGUCUGCAGCUUGUUUCACUCGUAGCGCUCGAUCACGAGUCUGUGAGAGAGCCAACGUUUCAUACAAUAUUGUUGGACCACCCAAUCGUCGUACCCGAUACACAUAAUCCGUAUUCACCCACAUGAACUUGCUUGUCGUUGAUGUAUAUAAUGUGAUUUUCUAUAAAUUAAAAUAAAUUAUGUAAUUUUCUAAAAAUUAAACUUACAAGAGUA
Monomorium pharaonis (pharaoh ant) is the source of this 1788-nucleotide messenger RNA. RefSeq names its product mediator of RNA polymerase II transcription subunit 10 (gene MED10). Gene Ontology annotation, cellular component: chromatin; mediator complex. NCBI's taxonomy places the organism in Eukaryota, Metazoa, Arthropoda, Insecta, Hymenoptera, Formicidae. The transcript is spliced from 3 exons. The record is from RefSeq and is a predicted model, not a curated record. Gene Ontology annotation, molecular function: transcription coregulator activity. Bases 79 to 474 code for a protein of 131 amino acids. Gene Ontology annotation, biological process: positive regulation of transcription by RNA polymerase II.